This is a messenger RNA of Sorghum bicolor (sorghum), 926 nucleotides long. Its product is annotated as protein RALF-like 22. The record is from RefSeq and is a predicted model, not a curated record. The transcript has a single exon. NCBI's taxonomy places the organism in Eukaryota, Viridiplantae, Streptophyta, Magnoliopsida, Poales, Poaceae. Bases 239 to 619 code for a protein of 126 amino acids.
UCCCUCCCUCGACGCCGCGUUUCCGUUCGCCACCCUCACACGCUUCUCUCUCUCUCUCUCUCUCUCUCCUUUAUCUCCCUCCCUGUCUGCCGCCACCCUCGCCCGCCCACACUCUCUCUCCACUCCUCCUGUCCUUUCUCAUCUCUCACGAGCACCACCAAGACAGCUACACAGGCUCCCCUCCCCUUUCCCCAACUUGCCGCCGCCGUCUGCACACUCCGUCCGUCGCGCCGGCGCCAUGGCUAGGCUCGCGCUGGCACUCCUGCUGCUGCUAGCCGUGGCGGCGUCUUCGGCGUCGGCCACGGGCGGGAGCCACCACCUGGACCUGGACCUGGGCUUCCUCUCCUCCUCCUCCGGGGCCCGCCGGAGGGAGUGCCGCGGCACGGUGGCCGAGUGCCUCGCCGCGGAGGAGUCUGAGGAGGAACGUCUGGACCUGGUCUCCUCUCCCGAGUCCCACCGCCGCGCGCUGUACGGCAACGGGUACAUCAGCUACGGCGCGCUGCGGCGGGACAACGUGCCCUGCUCCCGCCGCGGCGCCAGCUACUACAACUGCCGCCCCGGCGGCCAGGCCAACCCCUACCACCGCGGCUGCUCCCGCAUCACCCGCUGCCGCGGCUGAGGUGCUGCCCGGAUCCGCCGCCGGCACCGCUCCUCCGCCUCCGCCGGCCCAGAAUAAGUUGUUUGUUUCUCCUACCGCUGCUACCCGCUGCUGGCCUCCUGCUGUUUUACGAGUACUAGUAGAGCUAUGGAUUUCAUUGCAUUGUUGUAUGGAUUUGUUUGUCAACUCAAAUCUUUGUGCUGUUGUAAAGUAAGGGGAGGGGAGAGGGGAAGAUGGAUGGAUUCUUGCCCUUCUCCCUGCCCCUAUGUCGGCUUAAUACUCUUAUGAACAUAUAUAUACUCUUAUAUUCUUUUCAUUGCUUUGAUUU